AUGUUGAGUGCGGUUUUAAAAGAUAAUCCUUAUUUAAAAAAAGGAGUAUUGACUGGUAUUUUACGAAUAGCCAAAGCUAAUUUGUUUUCGGGUCUGAAUAAUGUGGAAGAGUAUACUCUCCUCAAUUCCGAAUUUGGGGAAUUUUAUGGCUUUACCCAGAAAGAAGUCAACCAAUUAUUAAAAAGAUUUUUCCCGGGAGUUAAUUAUCGCAAGAUUAAAGAGUGGUAUAAUGGCUACAAUUUCGGCGGGCAAACGGUUUAUAAUCCUUAUUCACUAAUGAGUUAUUUAGCUCGUAAAGACGAGGUUAGUCAACAUUGGACAGAGAGCGGUAGCAUGGAUUUAUUAGAAAAAGCUCUAUUAAACGAUGAAAUUCAAGAGCAAAUUCAGCAAUUAGUAAAGGACAAAACCAUUGUUUCUCCUAUCGAAACCCAAAUUAGUUUUGGUGCUUUUAAACAACCCGAAACCCUUUUUAGUUUAUUGCUUUUCAGUGGUUAUUUAAGUCCCGUGACUAGGUCUGCUCAAACUGAUGCUUAUGAUGAACAAGAAUCUGGCCAGGGCCGAGCGGAUUUAAUUUUAAUCCCUAAAUCUAAACCUCUCCACCAUGCUUUUAUUAUUGAAUAUAAGGCUUGUGAUCGCGAGGAGGAGUUAGAUUUGACUGCCCAGAAAGGCCUAAAACAAAUUAAGAAUAAGAAAUAUAAUGUGAAA
Messenger RNA from Racocetra persica, 705 nucleotides. NCBI's taxonomy places the organism in Eukaryota, Fungi, Glomeromycota, Glomeromycetes, Diversisporales, Gigasporaceae. The record is from the annotation of a GenBank genome assembly.